AUGAUUCUGAAAUGGCUCUUUCGUUGGCUUCAAGCUUAAUCCGUUGUGGUACUUUUAAUGCUGCUGAUGUUGCUUGUAGCUAUGUAUUCUGGAGUCAGUCUAAACCACCGGAUAUUGGGAAGGCCACUCGAAAUGCGCUAACUAUUGGGAGAUAUUUGCCGCCUAAUUGGCACCAUGAAUUGAAUGAUGUCGAGAAAGAAGGAAUACAUCGGGAAGUAUUAAAUAAUGUAAGGAAUUAUAAUGUUGGCAGUUUAAGUAAUGGUUGCCUCAUGCGAAUAUCACCUUUAGCUAUCUAUUCUGUCAAUAUUACAUCCAUACGACGGAUAGAAGAAAUGGCUCGUGCAGAUUGUUCACUUACACAUUAUGAAGAAGACACUAAACAAGCCGUAUUUUCGUACGUUAUUGCGAUACGACAUUUGCUUAAUGGGAAGAGCAACAAGGAAGCAUUUGAGGCAGCACUAAAUGCUACUCAAAGCAUACGUAUCCGUGAACAUCUGCUGACAGCUCGAGAAAAGCCUGUCCCUGUAAAUAUUGGGGAUCAAUAUGUGGAUGGUGAUGGAAAAGCGAUGGGAUAUAUUGGAGUUGCAUUGCAGAGUGCUUUUUAUGAACUUCUUUAUGGCAAAUCGUUUACGAAGUCAUUAAUUGACACAAUAUCACGUGGAGGUGAUACCGAUACAAACGCUGUCAUCGUUGGAGCUUUAGUUGGUGCACGAUUUGGCAUUGAUAAUAUUCCAGAGAAAUGGAUUAGUACAGUAAAGGAAAGUAAACCACGAGCUAAUUUGAAUACAAUCGAUUAUAAUGUAGAACGAAUUGUUAACAAAUUACUGAUGUUGAGUUAA
Loa loa (African eye worm) is the source of this 839-nucleotide messenger RNA. Its product is annotated as ADP-ribosylation/Crystallin J1. Bases 12 to 839 code for a protein of 275 amino acids. The transcript is spliced from 6 exons. NCBI's taxonomy places the organism in Eukaryota, Metazoa, Nematoda, Chromadorea, Rhabditida, Onchocercidae. The record is from RefSeq and is a predicted model, not a curated record.